GUCGGUGACCCAGCGGAAGUGAUUCCUCCAACUGCCCCGGAACCCACGGCGGCAGGCAGCUGGGGGUGGGGGGGCGGCCCUGGUGUAGGGGCUGUGGAGGUACGCGUGGACCUGGUGCGGUGGCUGCGGUUGCUGCGGGGCUGACGAGAAACUACUAAAGUUCCUGUGGACUCAAAGUAGAAUUUCAUAAGAACAUAAUGGAUGGAGAAGAGAAAACCUAUGGUGGCUGUGAGGGCCCUGACGCCAUGUAUGUCAAAUUGAUAUCUUCGGAUGGUCAUGAAUUUAUUGUAAAAAGAGAACAUGCGCUAACAUCAGGAACAAUAAAAGCCAUGUUGAGUGGCCCAGGUCAAUUUGCUGAGAACGAAACUAAUGAAGUCAAUUUUAGAGAGAUCCCUUCACAUGUGCUAUCAAAAGUAUGCAUGUAUUUUACCUACAAGGUUCGCUACACUAACAGCUCCACGGAGAUUCCUGAAUUUCCAAUUGCACCUGAAAUUGCACUGGAACUGCUGAUGGCUGCAAACUUCCUAGAUUGUUAAAUAAAAUAAAUUAUAAUAAACUGUUAACUUUUUUCAGUAUUUAAUA
Mesoplodon densirostris (Blainville's beaked whale) is the source of this 582-nucleotide messenger RNA. It is a transcript of the gene ELOC, whose product is annotated as elongin C. Lineage: Eukaryota; Metazoa; Chordata; Mammalia; Artiodactyla; Ziphiidae. The record is from RefSeq and is a predicted model, not a curated record. Gene Ontology annotation, cellular component: elongin complex. The transcript has 4 exons. Gene Ontology annotation, molecular function: protein-macromolecule adaptor activity. Gene Ontology annotation, biological process: ubiquitin-dependent protein catabolic process. Bases 198 to 536 code for a protein of 112 amino acids.